This is a messenger RNA of Symbiodinium pilosum, 2296 nucleotides long. The record is from the annotation of a GenBank genome assembly. NCBI's taxonomy places the organism in Eukaryota, Dinophyceae, Suessiales, Symbiodiniaceae.
AUGUCGGCAACAGAGCUCGCUGAGGACGUCGGUGGUUGGUGUGCUAUAGAGGAGGACUUCUGUGAACAAGGCGUGCAGCACUUGGAUAUGAAAAAGGCCCCUGCAGAUGCUAAAGCUCUUGCGCAGGAGCUGCAGAAGGUUGUGAAGGGGACCUACAUGCCCGCUGGAGAGUCUGACUGCGAGCCGAAGGUCAUUGUGAUUGCCAACGCUGAAGACUGCGAGCCUGCAGACGCCUGCCUGAAGGCGUUGGCAAUCCUCGAAGAUGCGGAUGGUGAGAAGCUCUGGGAGAAGGUGGAUUGCAAAGAUGAGGACUUUAGCGAGAAGACGCUCUUCUACAGCGUAUGUGAGGAUGAGGAGGAUGUGGAUGAGGAGGACGAGUAUGCUGACAAGCACAAGAAAGCCACUCAGAUCAUGGCAAAGAAGCUGACCGAUUGCUUUCACUUCAACUUCGAGGAUGGAAUCAUUGUGGCACCACAGGUCACUGCCUCGUUGCCAGAUGAGCCAUGGUGGGACCCUGAGCCGGAGAAGUGGAAACCUGCAGAGGACUUCGCUGCGGAAGGUGUGGAAGAGGUGACUGCGGUCAUUCGGUCUGGCCUUGACCCAGAGGUAGGCGGGGUACGAGCUGGCAUGCAGCUGUCCUUGUCCUGGCAAUGGGUUGUCGGGCACAAGGGCUCCGUGACGUGGAUUCUAGUCUUCGAGGUGGAUGUUUGCAGCCUUGAGAAUGUGCUUCUGUCGUUUGCAGCUGCCAAUCCGGACAUCGGCUACUGCCAGUCAAUGAGUUUCGUUGCCGCCACAUUGCUUCACUACCUGCCGGAGGAGACGGCCUUUUGGACCUUAUCCGGGCUCUUGGAAGAUGUUCUGCCAGAGGGAUACUUUGCCUCACGAAUGGUGGGGUUGCGGACCGACCUCCGCGUCCUGAAUGUGCUCCUACAACAGUACCUGCCAGAACUGGCAGAGCACUUGGAGACGCAAGAAAUCGACCUCUCACCGAUCACGGUGAACUGGUUCCUCUGCCUGUUUCUGAACACACUGCCACCCAAGUGGUCCCAUCGAGUGCUGGACACAGUGCUCUACGAGGGCUCCGUCACCCUCUUCCGCCUAGCCCUGGCAAUUCUGAACCUCAGAAGCUCCGAGCUCCUGAAAUGCACGUCGAUCCCCGACGCGUUCGUUUACCUCCGAUCGCCCUGCGACUGCCGAGGAAUUGCCAAGGCAGCGGAGGGUGCCGAGCUUUGGGAGCUCAUGUUUGCGGAGUGGCUGAACGACCUCUCGGAGCAGAAAUUAAACCGCCUGCGCCGCGAGCAGCGGCGCAAUGUGGAGGCUGAAGAUGCAAAGGCGGCGGCGUCAAAGACGUCGCCGGGCUUCCUGCAGAAGAUGUCGUGCGAGAAGGACUUGUCCAAGGAUCUGUCCGGUCGCGUCGCUGUGGUGACCGGCGCCAGCAGCGGGAUCGGGCGCUGCGUCUCGACGCAGCUCGUCCGACAGCGCUGCACCGUCUAUCUGGCUGGCCGGGACAAAGCAAAGCUCGAACUUGUAGCCAAGGAGCUGGGGGAGCUUGCGCGGGUCUUAUACGUAGAUUUUUCUGACAUGGUCACCGUGAAGGCAGCGGCGAAGGUCCUUCUAGACAAAUUGGAAAAGCUGGACUACCUGGUGAACAACGCCGGGACGUACAACCACCCCCAUGCCUGCACGAAGCAGGGCAUCGAGUGGCACAUGGGAGUGAACCAUUUGGGGGCAGUGCUGUUCACGCGGCUCCUGACACCUCUGCUGAUCAAAUCGGCGCCCAGCCGCGUAGUACUGACCUCCAGUGCCUUGCACUACUCCACGGGUGGUCGUGGCAGAAAGCUAGGUUACAUCGAUUGGAAGGACUGGAACUGGAUCACGCGAACAUACGACCGGGAAAUGGCCAUGACUCAAUCCAUGCUGGCCAACGUGAUGUGGGCCACAACCUUCGCAGAGCGUGAGGGCAAGCAUGGCAUCACUGCCGUCUCCGUUCACCCAGGCUGCGUUUCCACUGGUGCGCAGCGGCACAUGAUUGGUGACGGCUGCUUCGCGGGCUGUUUCAAGUGCUUGCUGAAGUUUGGCAUCCGAAUGAUCGAUGUUUGGCCUGGUUCGCAGUCGACGCUGUAUGCUCUGCUUUCUGAUGAUGUGCCAAAUCAUAACGGGGCCCACUUCGCUCAGGCCUUUUCUCCUGUGCUGCCUUUCGGCGAGCCCGUGUAUGAAACCAAGGAUCAGGAUGCAGGCGGCUGGCCAAUGGCUCAGCCUUCGCCAUUUGCCCGAGCUACCUGGCUUCGAUCUUCAG